AUGUCACUUUCAAUUCUUGAAACGAAAACAUUCAUCCCCGAGCUAGGGUUUCACGACAAGCCAUACGGCCCCUCGAAACGAGACCCACUGACGGUCUUCGAGAACAAUGUCGCGGCCGUUAAUGAAUUUGUGAAGAAGAACUUACCAUCAUUUAACGGCCUAGGUGAUCUCGUGGAGCUGCGGCUUGGAGAUGCUUCUAAGCACACUAGCUUGCCAAUCUUGAUUGAUUCUCGGGCGGCUGAAGCCAAGUUGCUCGACUCGAUUCCUGAAGGUGUCGAGCCGGGCACCAAAGUGACCAUCAUGCCCGAAUACGUGCUGGAUGUAAUCGAGGGUCGGCAGCAUCCGUUCAGCGCAUUCGCCAAGUACGGUCGAUACAUUGGCGAGCUUAGUUCCUGCUUUGCGCCCAUGGGCCGCGCUGUACCUGCAACGACUGCUGAUCGGUUGGAUCCGGAGAGGCUACCCAAGCCCACCGAGGAUGUGCGACAGAUAAAGCGUGAUAUCCUGGAGUGGGGUUACGCGUUUGUAGCCAACGCCCUCUCGCCGGAGCAGGUAAAGAUCGUGAAGACGGCCUUAGACCAGCAGGCCGCAGGCGAGCGCAAGGCAGGCAUCGCUCACAUCGAUCCCACGUCCCAGAUGAAGCCGGGCUUUAAGCCCAAUCAAAGAGUUUGGAAUCUGGUCAACAAAGGCGACGAGUUCCUCGAUCUGCUUAAUCAUCCACUGAUUGAUGAGAUCAUCCCAUGGUACCUCGGCAAUGCUGCCCAUGUCUCAUCCUUCAACGCCAAUAUCUCCCAGCCAGGCAGUAAUGCGAUGGUCAUGCACAGAGACCAGAUGAACAAGCACCCAGAGACAAUAGCCUUCUCCUACGGGUUAUCCUUCAUGUGGUACAUGAUAGACACCACUGAGGAAAGGGGCGCCACUCGCGUGUAUCCCGGGUCUCACAACAAGAACGUGAUGCCUGCUAUCAACACUGUGGAAGGAUCCAUCGCCGCCGAGGCCAAGGCUGGCACGGUCAUGCUCUUCGACAAUCGGGUGUGGCACGCCACGGGCAUUAACACAUCGCAAUGUCCCCGGCCGGUCCUUCUGCUCGACUUCGCCCGGUCCUAUGUACGGCCUUUCGAGUCUUUUGAGACUAUUCUCAGUGAUGAAGUCAAGGGCAAGUUAACGGCGCGACUUAAGGAGCUUUUAAGGGUAGAAGUCCAGUCAGACAAGGUUUCCUAUACGGGUUACACGUCUACUCGACCAGGAACUACUGCAGGCAGAUUGCGUGUUUUGCCCGAGAAUGCGCCAUUGGUGGUGUAA
This is a messenger RNA of Diaporthe amygdali, 1299 nucleotides long. RefSeq lists its product as uncharacterized. Lineage: Eukaryota; Fungi; Ascomycota; Sordariomycetes; Diaporthales; Diaporthaceae. The transcript has 4 exons. The record is from RefSeq and is a predicted model, not a curated record. The coding region runs from base 1 to 1299 and encodes 432 amino acids.